GGUCCCGACGCCGCCAUGAUGGCUUUUACCUCAGCGGCCACUAUGGCGGCUCCCUCCUCACGACCGCCUUCCCGCCUUUUUGCGUUCGGCUUUCUGAUUGGCUCCUCCUCGGCCCCAGCCGGGCGCUGAUUGGUGGGUGGAGGCCCCGCCCACUUUACCUCAGGGCUGGGAGCCCCGCCCACUUUACCUCAGGGCUGGGAGCCGGAGCUGGUCCCUCCUCACCCCUUCCCGGUGGAUCCUGCCCCGCACCGGGAAUGUCACGGAAGGACCGGGAAGGGCCCGAGAUGGAGGCCGCCGCCAGCCCCACCGUGCCAGGGCUGGGCAGGGAGGAGACCCCCGAGGAGGACGCUGACCGGCCGAGGACGGAGCCGGUGCCCGGUGCAGAGGCAGCGCUGGAUGCUCCUUCCUCCCGGUACUUCGCCUCCCUGGAUGCCACCGUUGGGGACCUGCAGCACCGCGCUCAGCACCUCAUUGACAACGUGAACAGCAGCAGGAAGGAGGAUCACAACGUGAUGAGCACCUUCAGAGAGAGCCUCCUGCUCAAGGUUUCGGGCCUGGCGGAGCGGCUGGAGGAGCAGCUCUUCCACCUCUAUGGCAUCCACAAUGAGCUGAUCCAGGAGCGGCUGCAGGAGCUGGCCGAGGUGAUGGAGAGGGUGGGAGAGGCUGAGGCCGAGCUCCGGCAGGUCUGCCGCACUGUGGAGGCUGCUUACCGGGACCUCUGCCUGCAGCCCGAGACCUGAGCCCCACAAGUAGGGCCCGAGCUGCUCUGCUUGGAGCUGCCCCACAGUGGGAUACAGGGGGGCGGUUGCCCCCCCCCAAAAAAGGGCUUUGCUGUUGCUGUUUGGGUUUAGCACCAAUAAAAGGAGCCAGAGGCA
Melopsittacus undulatus (budgerigar) is the source of this 875-nucleotide messenger RNA. RefSeq names its product synaptonemal complex central element protein 2 (gene SYCE2). Gene Ontology annotation, biological process: synaptonemal complex assembly. The coding region runs from base 255 to 740 and encodes 161 amino acids. The transcript has 3 exons. The record is from RefSeq and is a predicted model, not a curated record. NCBI's taxonomy places the organism in Eukaryota, Metazoa, Chordata, Aves, Psittaciformes, Psittaculidae. Gene Ontology annotation, cellular component: central element.